AUGUUGCUGAGUUGCUUGAAGGUGCAAUGGAUCGACACAUCACUCCACGCUUUGCACGGUAACAAAUUGACACAUCGCGAUUUUGAAACAGUUGAGAUUUCGGUUUCUGGCAACUGUGAUGAUGGGAGACGAGAUGGGAGUGUGGGGAUACGGUCGAUUCGCGACUUCGGUUUGCUUCGGUGGCGUAAUGUGUUUAGUCAGGGAUUCCUGAUCCGGCUCAGAAAUAAGGGACGUCGCGCAACAAUGCACGAUGCCAGGGGCGUUGGCUGCGCUGGAUGCAGACCUCUGGGGGCACGCGAGGAUGCAGAGCUGCGGCGACGCUGGCACCGUCGACUGGCCUUGACAACGACCCUGUGUUUUGCUGUUUGGGUUUUAAACGGGUUGCGACCGUCAGCAACCGUGCACUGCUCUGGACUUGUUCGAGACACCAUGUGUGUGCGGUGA
Ostreobium quekettii is the source of this 444-nucleotide messenger RNA. Lineage: Eukaryota; Viridiplantae; Chlorophyta; Ulvophyceae; Bryopsidales; Ostreobiaceae. The record is from the annotation of a GenBank genome assembly.